AUGACCUUGCUCGAUGUAAUAACAAAGGCCUUACCUAAUGUUGAGCCACUUUGUUCCCAAGCAGACCACCCAAUAAUGUUAAACCCUGAUCGCAUUUUCCUGAACUUGAAGCCUGAAGUUGAAAACUCAUAUCCCACCUCGCUUAAAGUUGGGUUUUUGAUGGGUAGAGAUGUAUUAAGUUUGGUUUCGGAAGCUUGUAUUAUUUUGGAAAUUUGGGAAUUGCUAGAGGCUUUGAUUGUUAACGGACUUGUUGACCAUUCAUGUUAUCCAAAUUUGGCUGUAAAUGUUGCUGCCAACUUGAGGGCGGAUUUGCUCUUCGUCUUAAACAUGCUCGCAAUUUGGGAAGAAUUGGAGAGUCAAGCUUUGCUCUCUGUUGAGAAGGCAAGACUUGGAAAGAAAUUGCGUUGGGCCAAGGAGGCUUCAAUUUUGCUUAUGGUUGCACAUGAUGGAUUUUCGGAUGCCGAGCUUUGUUUGCAUUAUUUGUUAGCGUCAAAUAAUGUUGAUGAGGUGAUAUUGUCGUCUUCAAUUGGUAAGUUAGGUGGUAAAGAGACGGUGAAUUUGAUUCGGCACUUGGGGAAGUGGUUGACAAAGUAUGAGAACUUCCUCCAGCCAUUCCAUGAAGGCUUCCUCUGCUUUGGGGUUGAAGGCCUGUAA
Durio zibethinus is the source of this 654-nucleotide messenger RNA. The record is from RefSeq and is a predicted model, not a curated record. NCBI's taxonomy places the organism in Eukaryota, Viridiplantae, Streptophyta, Magnoliopsida, Malvales, Malvaceae.